Messenger RNA from Oikopleura dioica, 744 nucleotides. Lineage: Eukaryota; Metazoa; Chordata; Appendicularia; Copelata; Oikopleuridae. The record is from the annotation of a GenBank genome assembly.
AUGGGAUUGAAAAGAUCGCCACAUGAAGUCGAGGAAAUGCGGGAACGCAAGAAGCAGAAGAACCGAGAAUCAGCGCAACGAGCUCGGGACCGAUUCAAGGCCAAGAUGCGAUGGCUCGAGGAUCAAGUUCGACUGGUCACCGAACGACAUGACAAUCUCCUCCGCGAAAAUACCUACAUGCGACACAUGCUCGGCGAACAGUCGCAAAAGCUCAAUCUUCUUCUUCAAAAAGAAAACGAAUCCAUCGCCAAAGAACAGUCAUCGCGAUCAUCUGAUUCUGAAGAUUCCGGCAGCUACAGCCCUCGCCGUGGAAAGUCAUCCUUCUCAAUUGGUUUCUUAUCCAAGUCUGCCAGCGAGGAAAAGAAAGAAUUGUCCUCCAUGAUUUCCGAUAGAAUAACUGCCAGCGGAAUCACUUCUCAUCUCAAACCAAGCCAAGGAAGCGCGCGAUACUCAGGCGUGAAUCUGUCUACUCCUCUCGGCGGCAUCAUCCCUAACCAGGUUUCAUAUCGACCCACGAGCCAUCGAAACUCGCCUUUCAUGCCUCCUCUUCCUUCUGUCCGACUCUCGCCCGGAGGAACCAUGCACAUGGACAAGCAGGGCCGCGAGUCCCCAGAUUUCGUCGAGGACGACUGCGAGAUCGAAGACAUAGACGAGGAAAUCGACGUCGGCUCUCCCGUCCGCUCCGAUUCCGACCACGGCAUCGGCACCGAACACACCCACUCGGAGGACGGUGACAAUAUGUAA